Molecule: messenger RNA, 780 nt
Organism: Hyaloscypha bicolor E
Lineage: Eukaryota; Fungi; Ascomycota; Leotiomycetes; Helotiales; Hyaloscyphaceae
Product: lytic polysaccharide monooxygenase
Exons: 3
Source: RefSeq, a predicted model, not a curated record
AUGUCUUUCUCUACCAUCACCGCCCUUACUGGAGCAAUUGCUCUUGUAUCACAAGUCGCUGCUCACGGCACGGUCACUGGAAUCGUCGCAGAUGGUGCUAACCGUUCUCGCAGCUACGAGGGCUACCAUGCAAGCUUCCAAUAUUUGCAAACCCAGCCAGUAGUCGUAGGCUGGUCGAUCCCCAAGGAUCUGAACAACGGUUUCAUUGCCCCAGAUGCUUACACCACCUCCGAUAUCAUCUGUCAUCUGGGUGCCACAAAUGCUCAAACAUCAGCGACAGUUGCAGCAGGCGGACAAGUUGAGCUUCAGUGGACAGCUUGGCCGAGCUCUCAUCAUGGCCCAGUCAUUGACUACCUCGCCAACUGCAAUGGAGACUGCAAGACCGUUGACAAGUCUACACUGGAGUUCUUCAAGAUUGAUGGAGUGGGGCUCAUCGAUGAUACAACAAUUCCUGGCACCUGGGCGUCAGAUACCCUGAUUGCGAACAACAAUUCCUGGACUGUCACGAUUCCUUCCGAUAUUGCUCCGGGCAACUACGUUCUCCGCCACGAGAUCAUCGCCCUGCACUCAGCCGGCACCGUUGAUGGAGCCCAGAACUAUCCACAGUGCGUGAACCUGGAAGUUACUGGCUCUGGAACAGCAACACCAUCUGGAGUUUUGGGCACGGCACUUUACGUUGAGACCGACCCAGGAAUCGAGAUCAACAUCUACACCUCUUUGUCGACCUAUGUCGUUCCUGGCCCAACUCUGUACAGCGGCGCUAUCAGUGCAAGUCAAACG